This is a messenger RNA of Neomonachus schauinslandi (Hawaiian monk seal), 1171 nucleotides long. RefSeq lists its product as uncharacterized. Bases 28 to 933 code for a protein of 301 amino acids. Lineage: Eukaryota; Metazoa; Chordata; Mammalia; Carnivora; Phocidae. The record is from RefSeq and is a predicted model, not a curated record. The transcript is spliced from 8 exons. Gene Ontology annotation, molecular function: S-adenosylmethionine-dependent methyltransferase activity.
UCCCCUGUGCUGUUUUCUGUUUUCAGCAUGGAAUUCCGCUCGGCGCGGCGAGCAAUCCUAAGGCUGCUGCGUACGGUGACUCCGGCGGACCUCCCAGCGCUGCUCGAGUGGAUGCGAACUACCCGAGAUUUUGAUGAAUUCACUCAAGAUAAUAACGACAUUAUGUUGAAAAACAUAGCAGAGGACCUUCGGAACUGCUUACCUCUAGAAACCAUGCUUUCCUCAGAACAUGUAGCCCUCCAAAAAAUACAGCAGCAGCCAGAACCCACAGUUCACGUUGAUGCAUUCCUUUAUGAUGAAGACUUUAUUGAUUCAUUAUGUGAGGAAGGAAAAAUGAGCAGAAAUUAUUGUAUGGUGUGUGGCUCACACCAGACGGCACCUUUAGGAUUUAUUUCUCAUUCCUUCUCCCUCAUGGAAUUGAAGUUCAUUUAUCAUCAUGUACUCCCUGAUCUGUCGGGAAAGGUCUUGGUUGAUGUUGGCUCCAGGCUUGGCACAGUCCUUUAUGGGGGUUAUCUUUACAGUUCAGCACUGCAACUAUAUGGAGUAGAAUUGAAUGGAGAUUUUUGCCAGUUGCAGGAAAUGGUCAUAAAAAAAUACCAGUUCACUGACAGAAUAAAGGUGCUUCAUGCAGACAUCUGUACCCAGGGUUCACUUCUGCAAAAUGCUGAUGUCAUUAUCAUGAAUAAUGUCUUCGAAUAUUUUCUUGAUGAGGCAGAACAGGCCAGAGCCUGGGAAUAUAUCAGUCAAAAUGUAAGAAAACAAGGAUCAUUAUUAGUAACAGUACCAAGUCUUGAAGAUUCUCUCUCAGGCCUUCAGAUUAAUAUACAGUUAUCUUCCUGGGUUGAAGAGGUACCACUGACCUACGAUGUAUAUCCAGAAAAGCAUAUUGACAGAGAAGCUCUUGAACAAAUUCAUUUGUAUAAGAUUCUGUAACAUUAAAAUAGUCCUAUCUCAGUGUAAUGGUUUGUUGAGUAUAUUACAAAUUAAUAAAAAAGAAACAUCACCCCAAUACCCUAACACAUAUUUCUGUAUAUUCCUUUCUAGACUUUGUAUGUAUGUUUACAUAUUUGUAAAUAGUCAUAUGGGUAUAUAUACACAUAUAUAGUUGUGUAUGACACAUAAUUGUGUCCAUAUACACCUUUGAUUUCUGUGAUAAUUUAAUUAAAAUACU